This is a messenger RNA of Epinephelus fuscoguttatus (brown-marbled grouper), 3694 nucleotides long. Its product is annotated as gastrula zinc finger protein XlCGF57.1-like. Lineage: Eukaryota; Metazoa; Chordata; Actinopteri; Perciformes; Serranidae. The coding region runs from base 1102 to 2646 and encodes 514 amino acids. Gene Ontology annotation, cellular component: nucleus. The record is from RefSeq and is a predicted model, not a curated record. Gene Ontology annotation, biological process: regulation of transcription by RNA polymerase II. Gene Ontology annotation, molecular function: DNA-binding transcription factor activity, RNA polymerase II-specific; RNA polymerase II cis-regulatory region sequence-specific DNA binding. The transcript is spliced from 2 exons.
UAAAGGGUUUUUUGGGGAGUUUUUCCUGAUCAGCUGUGAGGGUCAUAAGGACAGAGGGAUGUCGUAUGCUGUAAAGCCCUGUGAGGCAAAUUGUGAUUUGUGAUAUUGGGCUUUAUAAAUAAAAUUGAUUGAAUUGAUUGAAUUGAUAAAGGCUUCUUGGAGGCAUCCAUCUUUGUUUACGUUAGGUCGUAAAUGGUACAAACUCAAACGGGACGCACACCGCCAAUUUAAAAAGGAAGUUACGACAUUUUACGACAUCAUAUUCAGUCUGAUCGCUCGUAGCAACGUAAAUGGAUCACAGCAUUACACUGAGGCCCCCUGACGUCACCCUGUAGCUCCGCCCCUGCCCCUCAGAACAAGGUGACUCAGGGGCUGUCCACACCAACGCAGGUAUUUAUAUAACCGUGACUCUUUGCUCACAGUUUGGCCUUUCAUUCACACGUAACCGCAGUUUUGGGCCCCUGUAACCGGACUUAUUUGUAACCGGAGUCCAGGGUGAACUUCUUGGAAAACUCUGGUGUCAGCAGUCAUGUGUCGACAGGAUAACUAAAUAAUAAGGACAGAGGGAUGUCGUAUGCUGUAAAGCCCUGUGAGGCAAAUUGUGAUUUGUGAUAUUGGGCUUUAUAAAUAAAAUUGAUUGAUAAAAUUGACUUAGAACAUCCCUAAUGACAACUAGACCUUCCUUCAGGACUCGUAGAACCUGCUUUAUGACUUGUAGAACCACCUUCAGGGCCCCUAGAACCUGUCUUAUGACCUCAAGGACCUCCUUCAGGACACCUAGAACCACCCCAGUGACCACCAGAUCCUCCUUCAGGACCCUGAGAACCUGCUGUAUGGCCUCUAGAACCACCUUCAAGACCCUUAGUACUACCGUAAUGACCUCUAACACCUGCUCUGUGGUAUUAGUACUUCUGUGGUAGUUCGCCCUCCGCUCCAGCAGGGUUCGCUGGAACCAUUUUGCUGUGGUCCAAGCGAAGUGUCGUCGACGCGGAACCCCGUGUGUGUGUGUGUGUGUGUGUGUGUGUGUGUGUGUGUGUGUGUGUGUGUGUGUGUGUGUUUACGUCUCCACCGCUGUCUCUCUGUCUUUGUCCGCAGACACGGAUGAAGAUGUGCGCCGUGCAGCUGCUGCGGGUGUCGGUCCAUGAGCGGAUCAGCGCCGCCGCUGAAGACUUCCUGCUGCGGCUGGAGAAAGCGAGAGAAGCGGCUGAGAUCCCGGAGCUGAGAGCGCUGCUCACCGAGCGGUUAACGGCGGCUGCGGAGGAGAUCGUCGGUCUGUUGGAGGAAACCGUGGCGGAGUACGAAGACAGAGUGGAGCGGUCAGAGCGGGAGAUCUGCCGCCAGAGGAGGCUGCUGGAUGCCGUGCUGAAGCCUGAAGUCCGGCUGCACCGAGCGGACGUCCAGCAGCUGUUGGUGGUUAAAGAAGAGGUUCCCCCUGAGCAGCAGGAGUGGAGCUCCAGUGUGGACCAGGAGGACCCAGAGCCCCCACACAUUAAAGAGGAAGAGGAGGAACUGUGGAGCAGUCAGGAGGGAGAGCAGCUUCAAGGGCUGGAGGAGGCUGAUAUCACCAAGUUCACAUUCACUCCUGUCCCUGUGAAGAGUGAAGAUGAUGAAGAGACACCUCAGUCUGAGGGACACCACUGUGGAGGACCAGCACCAGGACCAGUGCCUAGAGACUCUUCUGAAGCUGAUGUAGAGGACUGUGGAGGACCAGGACCAGACAGGCACUCGCAUCCGGAUUCAGAUUUACUACCAGACACUGAAGACUACUCCCUGAACUCUUCUGAGACUGACGACAGUGAUUGGUCACAAUCAAAUGAAGCCCAGUCGGGCGUGGAGGGUCAGAAACACAGUGAUUCCCCUGAGGGCGAUUCAUCAACAAAGGAGAGACCAUUUCCUUGCUCCUACUGCGGAAAAAGAUUCAGUCUGAAGGGAAACCUAAACCGACACAUCAGAGACCACACAGGUGAACGACCGUUUCCCUGCACCGGUUGUGAGAAGUCAUUUAAAGACAGUGGGUCGUUGACGGCACACAUGAGGUGUCACACCGGAGAGCAGCCAUACAGCUGCCUGUUCUGUGGGAAGAACUUCAGCGGCCGAGGGAACAUGACCCGGCACAUGAGGAUCCACACCGGAGAGAAACCCUUCACCUGCUCAGUGUGCAGCAAAAGCUUCCACGUCAAAGAGCACCUCAACCGACACAUGAAGUACCACACCGGCGAGAAACCCUUCAGCUGUUCCGUCUGCGGGAAAGGUUGCGCCCAGAAAACGGACCUGAAGAAGCACAUGAGGGUCCACACGGGGGAGAAACCCUUCAGCUGUCCGUUCUGUGGGAAGUGCUGUGCUGAGAAAGGAGACCUGACCAAACACAUGAGGGUCCACACAGGGGAGAAACCGUUCAGCUGCAACAUCUGCGGGAAAAGCUGCGCCCAGAAGGGGAGCCUGAAGAUCCACAUGAGGACGCACACUGGAGAGAAACCCUUCAGCUGCUCCGUCUGUGGGAAGUGUUUUACCGUGACAGGACAUUUAAAGAGACACAUGAAGCUGCACGCCGCCGACAGUCAGCAGGCAGACGGACGGGAGGCCAAGGCCACAAACUCGUGUUCAGAUAAAGUCCGACAGGAAGCCGAACCUGGGAAAACAUCGUGAUGGUCCAUCAGUCAGGAGACACAGAUACAUUCAACUGUUACAGAUAGGGUUUCCACGGUCAGGUAGGUCCUGGAAAAGUUAUUUCCAGGCCUGGAAAUGGUACGGAAGUAACUGGAAGCUGAACCUGUAAACACAUUGUGAUGGUCCGUCAGUCAGGAGACAUGUUAACCAAGCUCCUCAUGACUCGACCGUCACAGUGUUCCAGCGAGGAAGGUCCUGGAAAAGUUCUUUCCAGGCCUUGAAAUGGUUUGGAACCAAACCCAAAAACACAUCUGACAUUACACGACAUACGUUCCUCAUAUCAGUAAUUUAAAAUCUAGCGCGGCCCUAUGUGACCCUAUGUUGGAACAUCACUGGUAUCACGUGAUGACCAGAUUCAAAGUGUUGCAGAGGCCACGUCCCUUUUUGGGAGAAGGAAGCGUGUUGUGACAUCAGCAGAGAAACAGGAAGUUGCCAAAUGCCAAUUUUCUCCCCAUCUAAGCAUGGGUUUUGUGAGUCAACUGUACAGUUGCUGAAGCUAAUUAACUUAGCAUUAGAUGUCAAUCGUACGAGUUGUUUAUCGUUCAGCAUUGUUUAUGGAUCUAGCACAGUUAGCUGCGAGCUCAGACACCUCCACCUCUGGUUUCGCCCUGUUUAACACCGUUAGCACUGUUAGCUCAGACACCGCCAUGUUGACAACCGUGUGCAUACAAUCUGACUUUACGGCAGAACGUGUUGUUCACAUGAAUCGAGUCACAGAUCUGCAGCUUUGAUCCGACCAAUGGGAGGAGAGAACGGUGUCACCUGACUGAUCACAUGAUCCGAGAGUCAGUCUGACGGACACACAGGUUGUUAACAGACAAUAAAGUUUUAUGAAUCACCUCAUAUUAUCAAAUACCAAUAAUGUUUAUUUAUUGGCUGCAGUUGAGUCAUGUGAUGUUUCUGAUGUCAGAGGAAACAGGAAGUGAAGGAGAAAUCGGAAGUGAAGGAGAAGAAACAGGAAGAUGUGUUUACUGUUGAUCUCGUUCAUGUGAUGAUGAAAUAAAAGUGAUCAACAGAUGAAACUUUA